Molecule: messenger RNA, 750 nt
Organism: Enterospora canceri
Lineage: Eukaryota; Fungi; Microsporidia; Enterocytozoonidae
Source: the annotation of a GenBank genome assembly
AUGGACAAACUCACAGUGGUCUCAGAACUGUUCUGUAACGCAGCAGAAUGGCUACUAAUUGCAUCAAGAAUAAUCAUAAUAAGGAAGGUGCUCAAGACCAAGAGUGUCUCGGGCCUCAGUCUCAAGACAAACGUCCUCUACCUCAUCACGUACUGUCUCCGGUAUCUCCACCUUCGCCACUGGUUCAAAUACUCCUGGAAGAUCGUCUACUCAAACGUGAUCAAGACGGCCUUUCUCUUCUACCAGUUUGCAAUGGUCUUUCUCAUCUUCUUCCGCUUCAGAAAGAGCUACUACCGAAGACACGACUCAUUUCCAAUCACGGUCAUUCUCGUUGUUGCCGCCCUGGCUGGGUUUCUGGCUACCAGAAACACCUACUGGAACUACUACGAGGAUCUCUGCUACAACAUCAGUUUGGCACUGGAGGCCGUUGCCAUUCUGCCGCAGCUUGUGAUGACCCAGGAGAGCGAGGACUGCGAGUCGAUGACUUCCAAGUACAUUCUGACUCUUGGGCUCUACAGGUUCUGCUACUUCGUCCAUUUUGUGAUUCUGAGGUGGCAGAAGCGGUACAUCGAAAUGUUCAUGAUCGUCACUGCCCUGGUUCAGACUGGGCUCUAUUUGGACUUCUUCUACGUCUACUACGCCUACGUAUUCAACAACAAGGAGGCUGGGCUGAACUUGGAGAAGGCAGGUGCCAAGGACACGGUCAGCGAGAGGCCAAAGAACGCGUUUGAUUUUACUAAGGCAAUUUGA